Lachnellula hyalina is the source of this 1398-nucleotide messenger RNA. RefSeq names its product 40S ribosomal protein (gene rps1). Gene Ontology annotation, biological process: translation. Gene Ontology annotation, cellular component: ribosome; cytosol. Lineage: Eukaryota; Fungi; Ascomycota; Leotiomycetes; Helotiales; Lachnaceae. The transcript is spliced from 8 exons. The record is from RefSeq and is a predicted model, not a curated record. The coding region runs from base 1 to 1398 and encodes 465 amino acids. Gene Ontology annotation, molecular function: GTP binding; GTPase activity; structural constituent of ribosome.
AUGGCUGUUGGGAAGAACAAGCGCCUCUCAAAGGGCAAGAAGGGCAUCAAGAAGAAGACCCUCGACCCUUUCACCCGCAAGGACUGGUACCAAGUCAAGGCUCCAUCUUCCUUCCAGAUCCGAGAUGUCGGAAAGACUCUCGUCAACAGAACCACUGGUCUCAAGAACGCAAACGAUGCGCUAAAGGGCAGAAUUUUCGAGGUUUCUUUGGCCGAUCUCCAGAAGGAUGAGGACCACGCUUUCCGCAAGGUCAAGCUCCGUGUCGAUGAGGUUCAAGGCAAGAACUGCUUGACCAACUUCCACGGUCUCGACUUCACCUCUGACAAACUCCGAUCCCUCGUCCGAAAAUGGCAGACCUUGAUCGAGGCCAACGUCACCGUCAAGACCACCGAUGACUACCUCCUCCGUUUGUUCGCAAUCGCCUUCACCAAGCGCAGGCCAAACCAGAUCAAGAAGACCACAUACGCCGCCUCUUCCCAGAUCAGAGCCAUCCGAAAGAAGAUGACCGAGAUCAUUCAACGUGAAGCCCAAAGCUGCACCCUUACACAACUCACCGCCAAGCUUAUCCCUGAGGUUAUCGGCCGUGAGAUCGAGAAAUCCACCCAAGGCAUUUACCCAUUACAAAAUGUCCAUAUCCGUAAAGUCAAGCUCCUGAAGGCACCCAAGUUCGACCUCGGCGCUCUUCUUAACCUCCACGGCGAAUCGAACACAGAUGAGUCGGGUCAGAAGGUUGAGCGGGAAUUCAAGGAGAAGGUUUUGGAUGAGGCAACACAUCUUGAAAUUAUGGCAUCCGACGAGUCACUACCUACCCUCAAGAUCUUAAUGAUCGGGCCCUCUGGGGCCGGUAAAUCAGCUUUACUUAUACGAUACUGCGAUGAUCAGUUCGACUCCGACGGUUCGACCGCCACAAUAGGAGUAGAUUUCAAACUCAAGAAACUCUCCGUGCAUGGAAAAGCCUACCGCCUCAACCUCCUCGACACAGCCGGCCAAGAGCGCUUCCGCACCCUCUCCAACUCCUACUACCGCGGUGCGCAUGGCGUGAUACUCGUCUACGACAUCUCUAACCGCGAGAGCUUCAACGCGAUGGAGCGCUGGUUCGAGGAGGCGGAAGCGAACGCUAUGCCGGGCGCUGUUAUGUAUCUGGUGGGCAGCAAGAUGGACAAGGCGGGCGCUAGACAGGUCAAGGUCGACGAGGGGACGGAGCUGGCUGAGAGGCAUGGGUGUGGGUUUUGUGAACUUAGUGCGAAGACGAGGGAGGGUGUGAGGAAGCCGUUUGUGGACAUUGUGGAUGCUAUUGUUAAGAACCCGCAGCUCUUGAAUGCGGCGAAUAGGAGGGCUGGUGCGGUCGCGGUGGGUGGAGGAGGGGGAGAGGGGUAUGCGAGUGGGUGUGCUUGUUAA